Priceomyces carsonii is the source of this 1143-nucleotide messenger RNA. RefSeq lists its product as uncharacterized. The record is from RefSeq and is a predicted model, not a curated record. The transcript has a single exon. Gene Ontology annotation, molecular function: flavin adenine dinucleotide binding; NADP binding; metal ion binding. NCBI's taxonomy places the organism in Eukaryota, Fungi, Ascomycota, Pichiomycetes, Serinales, Debaryomycetaceae. Bases 1 to 1143 code for a protein of 380 amino acids.
AUGUCUUUCUCUUAUUCUAGAAUCAAGGAACAGAGAACCGAUCACUCUAUUAAGCUAUUCGGCCCUGAUCAUCCGUUCAGACAUAUCACUAUAGUAAAGGAUUUCAUCCAAAAAGAGUUCAAACAGUACGAGAAUCUAGUGAAAUAUAACACUUCUGUUGAAUUGAUCGCUAAAAGGGCUACGAAGUGGGUUGUCACUUUAAGAGAGUUUAACAGAGACAAGGAUAACCAAGACUAUUGGUAUCAGGAUUCUUAUGAUGCCGUAAUUGUUGCCAAUGGACACUAUUCGAUCCCAAAUAUACCAAAUCUUUUAGGGUUAUGUGAAGCUCAGAAGGUAAAUAGGGGCUUAAUUCAGCACACCAAUUCAUUUCGAAAUAUCGAUGAUUAUAUUAAUAAAAGAAUUCUUGUGGUAGGAACAGGUAUAUCAUCUAUAGACUUGGUUAGCGAUAUUUUACCCGUUGUAAAAAGCCCUCUUUUUGUAUCGUCGAGAGGUGAGAAGCCAAGAAACGAUUUUAAUGACUCUUUCAAAAUAAAUGAGAAUCUUAAAAUUAAACCUGAAAUAACAAGAAUAGAUGUAUCCGAAAAUAAAGAAAAAUUGAUAGUAUAUUUCGAAGAUGGCACAUCGCUCGAAGAAAUCGACAAGCUAAUACUUGCAACAGGAUAUGUCUAUGAUUAUCCCUUCUUCAAAGACAAUGAAAUUAUCGUUAAUAGUAAUAAUCGAGUGGAGAAUUUGUUUCAGCACAUAUUCAAAAUCGGUGAUCCAACUUUGUCCUUUGUUGGAAUAGUUAUUGCUUCUAUCACAUUUAGGAUUUUUGAAUACCAAUCUACUUUGAUAGCAAGGGUUCUUGCUGAUAGGUCGAAUCUACCCAGCCUUGAAAAGCAAAAGCAAUGGGAAUUAGAAUUAUUGUGCAAAAAAGGGAACUCUCCAGCCUUCCAUGCUAUUCCUCCAGAUUAUCAAACUUAUUAUGAAGAUUUAAUAAGAUUGGCAGGAAAAGGUAAUGGAAUUGGGCACCAGCUUCAGCCUUUCGAAGAAUCAUGGCUUGAGAUUCUAGAUAGAGCCAAAAAAUUAAAGCUAAAAUAUUGGAGCCGCAAUAAUGUUUCGUCUCACGAUAGGCUCGAUUCAAAUUCUGAAGCUACACUAUAA